AUGGCAGCAGGAGGCGGAUUACCAGCCUCGGCUGUUGUAGCGACCGUAAACACCUCCGCCACCGUUCGCUGCCGUUUCCCAGGUCGGCCAUGGACGUCUCGGAGCCUGCUGAAGACGGAGAAACGCUUUCACGUCGGUCGGGUGAGGGCUGCUGAAGACAGAGAAGGGCCGAGGCCCGUCGGCGUUAGAGCUACGCUGAGAGAGGAUCCGUCACUGUCGUGCUUGCUCGGGCUGGCGGAAAAACACCGGCGCCAGCGCGAGGCGGGAUUCUGCACGAGCGGGAGCGAUGAGGAGGGAGACUUCACAGGCUUUAGAGUGGAUGGUCAAUGGUCCACGAGUUCUGGACAAGGCUCAUCAAGCAGACCCCUUAAACUGGCAUCCUCACAGGUGAAGCCACCUUUGGCACCAAAUCUAAAAUCAUCACUAUUGAAAAAACCUGACAUGAAAGGCAAAAGAUUUUCCAGAACUGAUCAAAAAUCUGUGAGGCCCAAAAUGGUUAUUAAAUUGGCAGCCAAGAAGGUGACCAAAAAAGUAACGGAACAGUCACAAAGGCCAUCUGUGGAUAAAGAUGAACAUUUGAAACAGGGCAGCUCAAGUAAGAGAAAUGACAGGGUACUCAGGAACCAGAAAGAGGGAACAUGGGUCUCCUCAAAGACAGAAAAUUAUGAAAAUAUUGAUGGGGCUUUUGAAGAGGAGGAGAUCACUGGAAGGUCAAAGAAGCGUGGUUCCAGUGCAGUAGACAGACGGACGAGGCAGGGCAAAUUAGUGUGGAGUUUAACACUGGUUAAAGGUAAAGAGCGAGCCUCCAGAGUUAGAGACACCCAAAACCAAAGAGCUUCAACAGAAUAUGCUAAGACCCACAGGAAAAAGACAGAGGGAAUGGCUGCUAGUGAUCAGGCAGUUGCUGUAUCCUCAAAACCAAUGGCCAAACAGAGAAGGGGCAGAAGUACAGACACAAACAAGGAGCCUCUAGAAUCUCUUGGUGGAGAUGCAGGACCUUCUUUUAGUGAUAGUUUGAGUUCUUCCCAAAAGAAGCCUUUUGUAAGGCAACGAAGAAAGUUACUGCAACAGGAGGAGUGCCACAAAGUACCUCACAGUCAAGGACAGGCCUCUAGCAUGCCAAGAAAGAGACAGCGACUUGCUCUAGAGACAGACUCCACACAUGUGCUGCAACCGGUGGAAGGACAGGAACAGGCAGUUGGAGAGAUUGAGAGAUCCAAGCCUGCAAGCCAAGCUGAACAGCCUAAACACUCCACUAGACCAAUUGUUAGUGCUCGAUCUUCUCGGGUCAUCAAGGUCCCGAAGAGGUUCAUGGAUGAUGAGCGCAUGUCUGCGCUUCCAGAACGAGGUUCCCCAAAGAAACCAGCUCUUACUGAGAUCCCAACAGAUCUCGGGAAACCGAAUAUUGAGCUCCAAACCCUUCAUUCCGGAAGCAAGCCGAAGACCGCACAAGAACCGCUGAUCCUAAACAACGAUGAAAAAGGUGUUUCGGAAAAGGUGCGAUCUCAGGGCGUCAAACCCAUUUUGAGUUCCUCUAGGCUGUCUGGUGGUCCUCGCAGGAGGGGUAGGAGACCUGGCCAAUCUGCUGACCACUAUAAGAUAUACUGGAAAUUGAAGAAGCUCACAGCAUGCCUGACAAAACGAAGGAUGGAGAGAAUUGCCAGUGCAAGCUCCAAACUAACAGAGGACGGUUCUGAGGGAGGGACCCUUGAUGUGGGAGGAAGAAAGUCUGAUCUCAAAUUGCAGGACAUGUAUUCUCCAGGAGUGGUGCCAAAAGUAACCAUACAUGUUGGGGGACUCUCUGAUCAGAUGCCGCUUGCAUCUUUGGCAGAAGGCCCUGCUAAGGAGAACGUAGAGACUACCAGCCUUGAAGGCACCACUGAAACGACUGCACAAAGUGCCCAGAUGAUGGUGGAGCAAGGUGGAAACACCCAGAGAAUGAGUAUUUCCGGGGCCAAUAAGAGGAUGUUCCACCUGCUGAAGAGAGCAAGAGUCCAACUGAUUAAAAUCGACCAACAGAAACAGCUCAAAUCAGCUCAGCUUCUGUCUAACUCUGUGAGAGUAAGAGAUAGAUCCGCAGCAGUCAUGCAGAUAGGCAGAAAGAGGGGGAAGAGAGUAGUCCCAGCUAACCCAGAGGGUGCUCCACAGGAGCAAUUGAUCGGUGGUCCGCGUAUAAAGCAUGUGUGUCGAGCAGCAGCGGUGGCACUGGGACAACCACGUGCCAUGGUUCCCGACGACAUUCCAAGGCUCAGCGCCCUUCCUCUGCAUGAGAGAGAGGGGAUCACUGCUUCACCUGCCGAAGAGGAUGUUGCAUCUCACUCAGAAGCUGAGAGUGAAGAAUCUGUUGAGCCGAAGCUGACAAUUAGACGCAGGUACGAAAGCACAGCCUUUGGCUGUCGGCUAAAACGCUGCAUGCGCUGCAAGGGCUGCAAUCGGCUGGUGGACUGCGGGAGGUGUGUGUUCUGUCUGGACAAGCCCAAAUUUGGAGGACCCAACAAGAAACGGCAGAGCUGUGUCCUAAAGAAGUGUGUGCUGAUUGAGCGGAACAAAAUGGGACGAUUUAACAAAGUCCAGAUGAAGCGGCGCCGGCCAUCAGUGGCCGCUGGCAUGAACAGCAGUGAAGAAAACGAGGAGGAAGGGGGAGAUGAUGGAACAGGCCAGGCCCAGUUCAGCCCCACUAGGAGGCAGCCCAGACGACAAGUCACUCCUCAGUCCUACAGAAAACUGCUGGGGUACGACUCCUCUGACACAGAGACACAGAGUGUCAGCUCUGAAAAGACAAAGGCCAGCGGGACCCAAAAGACUCAAUCAAGUGAAGUGGCUACUUCUGUAACUGCUCAAGAAGUGGCAACAAAGCAGAAACGGCAAGGGCUUUACAGAGCUUUUUGGGCCCAACGCAGAAAUGAUAAGACUUCGGUGGAGCACACUCCGUCCAGUGUUCUGACUCCACAGGUCAAUGGCUGCACCCAGAGGGGCAAGCUGUCACAGGGGACAAUGAACAAGAUUCGUGUGGACUUCAAGGAAGACUGUCACAUCCAGAAUGUGUGGUUGAUGGGAGGAUUGAGUAUUCUCACUUCAGUCCCCAUCAUGCCCCAGUUUGUGUGUCUGCUCUGUGCCAGCAAAGGCCAGCAUGAUAUGAUCUACUGUCAGAUGUGCUGUGAGCCUUUUCACCAUUUCUGUCUGCCACCGGACGACCGUCCAAAGGAGGAGAACAAGGAGAACUGGUGCUGCCGACGCUGCAAGUUCUGCCAUGUUUGUGGCCGCAAGAGCAAGCAAGCAAAGCCAGUUUUGCAGUGCAAGAGAUGCAUGUACUGCUACCAUCCAUCCUGUUUAGGACCCACAUAUCCCAAACCUGUCAAAAUGAACACCUCAUGGAUUUGUAUGCUGUGUAUUAGGUGUAAGAGCUGUGGUGUGACACCUGGGAAGUCCUCGGACACGUCCUGGAACCAUGAGCUGGAGCUCUGCCCUGACUGUAGCAAACUCCAUAGCAAAGAUGAUCUGUAUGAGAUCCUGCGUCGUCUGCGGGGGAAGAGUCUGGUGUUCUCCUGUGCUCCCUGCAGUAAGAGAUUCCGCAGCGGUUGGCAGGACGUUGUUCAGGACGUUUUGAGGAGCGGUCUGGAGAAGAUCAUGAAUGGAUUGAAGAGUUCCCCGACCAUCAGCCACCUCCUCAUGUGUGCACAGUGUGAGGUGUGUCCAGAUUUUGAGGUUGUAAAGGAGCGGUCAGGCUGUUGUCUGCAUCCUGUAGAGCAGAAGCUGGAGAAUGGCCUGUACACUUCACUGAAAGCAUUUCACGAGGAUGUGGUGCCAGUGAUGGCGGAAAGGCUGAGAAAAGAAUAUCUUCUAGAGGAGCAAAGGCCCACUGGUCAAGCCAAAUUGUAUUAUAUAAAGCUAGUAGAACAAGUAUUUAGCUGGUUUAACAGUCAGGACCCCAAAACAUGGAACUGUCAUAUGCAAGAAUAUCCAAGCGGUAUGCUCCCUGAGGCCAUAAUUCCCCCCAGCGAUGAGCACAGUUAUGCACAAUGGCUCAAAGAGCAGGAGCCAGAAAACCCUCAAUCAAAAUCUCAAGAUCUGCAGAAUGUGAACUCUCAGUUCUUCAUGGAUGAAAGACAGUGCUCCCUCUGCCAGCAACAUGGAGAUGCCAAACCGAAUGAUGCUGGUAGGCUGCUGUAUAUUGGACAGAAUGAUUGGGCUCAUGUGAACUGCUGCAUGUGGUCGGCAGAGGUGCGGGAUGUCAAAGGAGCUUUGCUGCAUGUCCACAGUGCCGUCGCCAGGGGCCGCCUCAUGCGCUGUGAGCGUUGUGGCCAGACAGGGGCGACUGUGGGCUGUUGUCUUACCUCGUGUCAGAGUAACUACCACUUCAUGUGUGCUCGUGCCAGCAACUGUGUCUUCCAGUGUGAUAAGAAAGUGUACUGUUACAAACAUCGUGACCUCAUAAACAAUAAGAUUGAACAAGGCAAUGGGUUUGAAGUUCUCAGAAGGGUCUACGUAGAUUUUGAUGGAAUUAGUCUGCGUAGGAAGUUUCUAACAGGCUUGGAGCCAGAGUCUGUAAAUGUUAUGAUCGGUUCUCUACAUGUACAAAGACUUGGUGUUCUGACGGAGCUGUCUGCAAAUUCUGGAAAAUUGUAUCCAGUUGGUUACCAAUGUUCUAGAUGGUAUUGGAGCACCGUUGACCCUCGCAGGCGAUGCCGGUACACUUGUAAAGUGACAGAGGUGCAACCAUCAACACGAUGCAAAGCUCCUAUCUCCAUGGUGGAUCAGGGAGAAAAUCACACAAUUGUACACGGUCCAAAAGCUUACAAUGAUGAGGAUGGCACAGAUAGUGAGUCCUUUUCACCUGGGCUGCCCCCCAGCACCCCCUCCAAACAAGUCAAACAAGACUCAGGGGCCGGAGGCAAGGCUCCUGGCUAUCCACACAGCAGGAGACCAGCAGGGGGAAUGUCCAGACCGUUACCUUCCCCAGGAAAUGCUGUUUCCACAUCCCAUCACAUUUUGACCAUUAGUGACCUUGAUGAGACACGACGUGCAACAAGGAGACUUUCCACACGUAGCCGAAAUGCCUCUCCUCCCACUGUGGUACUGUCAGGCCCAAUGGCUUUGCGAUCAGGGGGCACGAUUCACCCUAGGUCACUUUCAUUCAGCCCCCCUGUCUCACCACUUGGUGCAACCGAGAACUUCAAGAGCUCCACCUCACCUCGACAAAGGGGGAGGCCUUCCUCUUUGUCUCCCUCUAGCAUCACCUCAGGACCCUCUCCUCCACAAGCAGCUGUACGAAGUCCCUCUUCCACCUUACGUUCAUCUGUCCGCCACUCCCCAAGACAUAAACAGCCUUUCAAAACCACACAGCAUAAGACUGAUGAGGUGGUUCAAGAGCUCUUUGCCUUGUCGGAGCCGGAGGUGGCUGCAAGUGCACCAAGCAACAGAAUUCCUGCCUCAUCCGACAAGUCGAAUCAAGAACUGCUCUCUGCGCACUUUGAUCCAGACACAGAUGUGGCGGUGGCCUCGGUAUUGAACGCAAAGCUUGAAUUUGAUGAGGCUUUGCUCAAUGAAAAUGUGGCUCUGGACUGCGACCCUCAAGGUGGUGAGGGAGAUGCAGAAGAAGGAGCCUGCAAAUUCAGCACUGGCAGGAAGGACUUGACUUCAGAGAUGCAAAUGGAAACAGAUGAUGAUGUCUCUGACCAUUAUCUGAAUUUCUCUCGCACAGUUGUGGUCCGUGAACCUGCUAAAGAAUCUGCACAGGCAGGUCUCUCAGUCCUUCCUAACUCAGGGUCCAUCUCUCAGCUGGAUGGAGCUGACAAUGACUCGGAGAGUGAUACAGGUGAAGCCAACGCAGACGAUGAUACUCAGGAAGUAGGAAGUAGUUUUUGUAGUCAGGAUACUGAGCCAUUAAAGUGCACUGGUCCAAACAAGGGCAGAACCCAUGGUGACGGGCAGCUAGUUUGCCCAAGAUCACCUGUUGCAAAUCCACAUACAACAGAUUCUGUUGAUCAGAUUUCACAGCUAGAGACUCAAAACAUGGACCAAGUCUGUGAAGAACAGGAAAUUCAGGAAAUAACUUUUUUACAAGAUGGUGGAAACGUAAUUAUUGAUUCUGAAGUAUCUAAUGGACAAGAGUCAUUUCCAGAUGAACUAAAAGCAAAAACCCCCAUCCUUUGCAAAGGUAGUGAUCUUGUUAUGACCCAAGAAGAAGUCUUGCUCGAAAAUGAAUCAACAGAAUGUUUGCAGGAAGUGUUCUUGGAUGACACCAGUGGGAAUUUCAUAUCUGCUGUUGAUGGCAGAGUUUUGGGCUUGACAGAAAAUGCUGCUGGUCCUGUGGCGGCAACUGAUUCCUCACCAGUAAACAAGGUUGAACCUGUUUUAAAGAGAGGUUUGUCACCUGUUGAGAAACCAGCGACCGCUGUGCCAAUGAGUAGUACUAGAACAAUUCAUGUUGUUGCACCAGCUGCACCCACAAAAAGACCAUACAACCGUUUUGUGACCAUACAACCUGGUUCCCAACCCAAACCCUUCCAUAUGGCAAUGCCUGUUGCCAACACUCUGCCACUUUCCUUGCCUGUCAGUGUUGUCUCAUCUUCUCCCACCAUUUCUGUUACAACACAAGGAACUCCGCUUGCUCCUGCUUCGGUUUUAAUAAAUGGUUUUGGAGCUCUGCCUAAGGAAGCCACUAAAGGUCGUAGGAUCGCCAUACGCAUUGCCACCCCAAAACAAGUGUCUGAACAGUCUCUGCCCCAGUGUUUACCUGGAACACCCCUUACACAUCAGGUUCUUCUGGUCAACAGUGCGGGACAGAUUCUAGUGAAAAACCCACAGACUAAUACAUACCAAUUAACUAGCUCUAAUUCUCCCUCAUACACCCAAAUCAGCCAGAUUGCGAAGAUAAUCCACAGCAGUAAUGUUCUCCAGCGACCUGUCCCUAAGGUUAUGGUGAUACCAGUGCCGCAGGUUCAAGCUAGUCUCAGCAAAACCACACCAACGCGUAUCAUAUCUUACAGCAGCAACAAAGGAGCAACACCACCAACCCAGGUGCUAAUCAGGAGGAUUCCUCAGAGUUAUCCUGGAAGCCAAUUACACAGCAUCAGUCCUUCGAUAGAAAGAACUGGCUUGAUUUCUGAAAGUGGGCAGAAGGAAGUGGCCCAGGAGAUAAUCGACAAAGCAAUGGCAAGUCAUCGUGAAAUAGCAAGUCCCACUGGCAUGAGCCCUUCUCAGCUCCACCUCGAAAAACGCCUCUCUCCUGAAUCAAAGGAUUCAUUCCCUGGGUUUCAUCUUCGGACUCAACCCAACAUCUUGUCCCACUCCAGACCUCAAGUCAAGAUCAAGAGAGUGUCUUCAGUAACUGAUCGAAUUGGUGUGAAAAGAUGCCGCACAGACUUCUUGGACCAGAUGGGUCCUUGUUCCCAGGAUGACAACAGCAGAUCAAACCGGGUUAGAAUAAAGGCCCCAAGUGUAAAGGAUGUGCUCGACUUUGACGACCCUGAUGUUGGAUCUCUUGAUCAGCCAAAGAACGAUGAAAAGGAGAGAAUUACUCCAAAUAAAUCAGAGCCCACUUCGGUGCAGGGAAAUGACACACGAGACAGUGCUAAAUCUCAGUGUAUGAGCUACAAACAUGGUGAUUCCUCAGACUGGGCCCCCUAUGCGGGUUGGAGUUCAGAUGAGGACUCUCCAUCACCAGGCAAGCAGGAUAAGUGUGCCAGUCAGUAUCUGCCCCACCUGCGCUUCCAGAUUACCAGUGAGGAUGGCUUUAGCGUUGAAGCUGACAGCAUGGAUGUGGCGUGGAAGGCAGUAAUUGAUGGUGUCCAGGAGGCACGGGUAGGCUGUCGGCUAGAGCAGUUUCCCUUCAGCAGGAUAAGUGGUGCCAGGGUUCUGGGUGUCCUCCACGAUGCUGUGCUCUUUCUGCUGGAGCAGCUGCAGGGUGCUUCUCUCUGCCAGAAACACAGUUUUCGUUUCCACCAGCAUGAAGUACCGGAAGAAGAGCUGCCAAUAAACCCCAGUGGCUGUGCCCGCGCAGAGGUCUAUGUGCGAAAAUCUACCUUUGAUAUGUUCAAUUUCCUGGCAUCGCAACAUCGUCAGCUUCCUGAGUCAAGGCCAUGUGAUGAUGAAGAGGAUGAUGUUAUGCUAAAAUCCAGCAGACGAGCCACAAGUACGGAGUUGCCAGUGGCUAUGAGGUUCAGACACUUGGAGAAAACCUCUAAAGAGGCUGUGGGAGUUUACAGAUCCGCUAUACAUGGUCGUGGUCUUUUCUGCAAGAGGAAAAUUGAGGCUGGAGAGAUGGUGAUCGAGUACGCUGGCAAUGUCAUCCGCUCAGUUCUCACUGACAAAAGGGAGAAAUACUAUGACAGCAAGGGCAUCGGCUGCUACAUGUUUCGCAUUGACGACUUUGAUGUGGUGGACGCCACCAUGCACGGAAACGCGGCACGAUUUAUAAAUCACUCCUGCGACCCUAACUGUUACUCAAGAGUCAUCAAUGUGGAGGGCCAGAAGCACAUCGUUAUAUUCGCCCUGCGGAAGAUUUACCGUGGAGAGGAGCUCACCUACAACUACAAGUUCCCCAUUGAAGAUGCAAACAACAAGUUGCACUGUAACUGCGGGGCCCGGCGCUGCCGACGCUUCCUGAACUAAAACCGGCAUGUUUACUCAAUGGCAAAUGGGCGGAGACAGGAGGUUUAGGAGGGGAUAUUUUGGUAUGGGUGGCUAUUUAUGAAGGAAGACACUCAUUACAGGUGCUUAAUGGUGUGGAGAUGAAUUAUUCAGAAGGAAACACAAUAUUGAGAUUGUUUGGCAGGGUGUGUGGCCUUUUUAGACCACCAGCACGUCUUGAUCGGUUACCUCGCGCAAGUUAUAUUUCCUACCCCAACAUUUAACAACCCAGUAACGUCCUGCACUGGAUGAGGCCAUUUGCUUUGAUUCAACAAUUAAAAAUUGUGACCGUAAACGAAUACCCUUACCUGUUUCACCUGUCCUUAUACUACUUUGUCCCAGCAUGCCUUUUAAAUCUUGCCACUGGUGGCUGGUAAUGUAGUAGAUCUAUUCUGGAAGGAUCCUUUAGUGUCAGAAUAAAUGUACAGAGGUAUUCAUAGUGGAGGAUACCCUGAAGUUUGAAAGGGUGUGAUUAUUUUUGCUACUGAAUCAAGAGGAGUUCCUGUUAUAGGUCGUCCUCAACAGCACCUUAAUAAUCUUUGCUCUUUUUUUGUGGAAAUGUAAGCACUGUACAUAUUCUCCAGAACAGAUGUACUUUUUAGUCAAACCAUGAACAAUCUUGCCACACAACCUAGUUUCUAACAGGAGCCUGUGUUUCCAGAACAUUGAUGUUUGUAUAUUUCACAGUGUUGGUUUUUUUUUCUUUUUUUUUUUUAAUGAAUGCAAAUGAAUACAUCACUUAUAGCACAUUUUAAAACCAAAUUUACCACCCUUGACUGGCACAUUAAUUUAAGUUAGAGUACCUUUGCUCUGAAUGCAUAUACAGACCGUUUUACUGCAUUCUGGGUCAUGUACACUUUACCAUUCUUCAUAAGACUUCACCCGAAGCCCGAUUUUGGUUUUAAGAACCCACUGUUUUUAUGUGCUUUUAUGUCUUGAGGCCAGUCUUUUGGGGGUCAAUUGUAAUAUUCUACAUAUUAGGAUCACUUGUGUAGUGUUAAAGAUGUGAAGAAUCCCAUUCUGAUCGUCAGUGCACAAGUAUUUAAGGAAUUAUUCAAAACCAUACUCAUGAAUGGUGGCUUUAGCUGGAAACAGCCGAUGUGCUGCUAAUAGCCAUGUGUCGUCUUUUGAUACCCUUCCUCUCGCAGCACGUUUAGACCGACUCUCAUCUCCAUUUGGGUUGACUACCUCAGUACAUCAGUGACAGCUAGUAAGUUACAGUACAAACAGUAGUAUAAAGAAUGCUGGGGAUAAUCCCGCACUAGCUUUGAUUUUAUGCAGUGUGACUGUAGGAGUUGUUUCAUUAGUUUGUUUUUCCAGAGAAUUCCCGGAUCCUUCUUCCCUCAUGCUUUUGUACAGUAUUGAAGUGUGCUUAUUAUUAAAAAUGAAGACUGUGGCUUGAUUCCAUCACUGAACGUGAUCCCACUCAGAGUGAAUCUUUGUAUAAAGUUGUAUACAAGAAUUUCUAAAUCUGUUAAAUUUUUCU
Sinocyclocheilus anshuiensis is the source of this 10117-nucleotide messenger RNA. Its product is annotated as histone-lysine N-methyltransferase 2B-like. The record is from RefSeq and is a predicted model, not a curated record. Gene Ontology annotation, cellular component: histone methyltransferase complex; nucleus. NCBI's taxonomy places the organism in Eukaryota, Metazoa, Chordata, Actinopteri, Cypriniformes, Cyprinidae. Gene Ontology annotation, molecular function: histone H3K4 methyltransferase activity; zinc ion binding; DNA binding. Gene Ontology annotation, biological process: positive regulation of DNA-templated transcription. The coding region runs from base 1 to 8613 and encodes 2870 amino acids. The transcript is spliced from 36 exons.